Nematolebias whitei (Rio pearlfish) is the source of this 274-nucleotide messenger RNA. RefSeq names its product perlwapin-like. Gene Ontology annotation, cellular component: extracellular region. Gene Ontology annotation, molecular function: peptidase inhibitor activity. NCBI's taxonomy places the organism in Eukaryota, Metazoa, Chordata, Actinopteri, Cyprinodontiformes, Rivulidae. Bases 8 to 274 code for a protein of 88 amino acids. Gene Ontology annotation, biological process: antibacterial humoral response; innate immune response. The transcript has 4 exons. The record is from RefSeq and is a predicted model, not a curated record.
CUCUAUUAUGCCCAAACCUGGUCACUGUCCAAAAUAUUUUGAGUCCUUCGCACCGUUGAAACCAUGUCACAGUGACAGAGACUGCCCUGGAUCUGACAAAUGUUGUGUAUUUGACUAUGGAUCUGGCUGCGCCCCACCUAUUUUUCUACAACCAGGGAUUUGUCCAAGAGGACCUCUGAAUAAACCACCAAUAGCACCACAAUGUGACAAUGAUGAGGACUGUUCUGGAGAUGAGAAAUGCUGCUUCAAUGGGUGUGGACAUCAGUGCAUGUAA